AUGCCUUCUCGUUCAGAUUCCCCGUUCAACUUGCAGACAUGCGCUCGCCCGAACAUUCUCUCAUUAGAGCCUUAUCGUUGUGCUCGAGAUGAUUAUAAAGAUGAUGGGACUAAUAUUCUCCUCGAUGCCAAUGAGAACGCCUAUGGUCCAUCUCUUCCCGGCAGCACCACUUCAAACCCCUCACUCAAUUUUCUUGGCUUAAACCGCUACCCCGACCCUCACCAACACCCUCUCAAAUCCCUCCUGUGUACCCUGCGCAACACCCAUCACCAUACCGAGCUCCCUCUCCACCCUCUCAACCUGUUUCUUGGCGUUGGUUCCGAUGAAGCAAUUGAUGCUCUUCUCCGCUGCUUCUGCACACCCUCAGUCGACUCCAUUCUCGUCUGCCCGCCAACUUAUGGCAUGUAUAGCGUAUCUGCACAAGUCAACGAUGUAGCACUCGUCAAAGUACCUUUAUUACCAGCUCCAGAGUUUGGUCUGGAUGUCCCAGCUAUUCUUGAUACUCUUUCGAAACCACAACCAAAGCCUAUCAAACUCAUCUAUAUCUGCUCCCCAGGAAAUCCUACUGGAUCUUUGAUCCCAAAAGAACAAAUCGAACAAAUACUCUUGCACAAGACCUGGAAUGGUAUUGUGGUGGUAGAUGAAGCAUACAUAGAUUUUUCACCUGACGGAUCGUCACUCGCGGAAUGGGUGAAUGAAUGGCCAAAUUUGGUGGUUUUGCAGACACUGAGUAAAGCAUUUGGGUUGGCUGGUAUAAGGCUUGGCGCUGCGUUUGCAAGUGUUGAGGUUGCAGCGUUGCUGAAUAAUCUGAAAGCGCCAUACAAUAUUAGCUCCCCUACAGAGGCACUUGCUUCCCAAGCGUUAAAGGAAGAUGGAUUAUCAGUUAUGAGGACGCACAAGGAGAAAAUUGUGGGACAGAGAGAAAGAUUACUGAAGGAUUUGCCUAAGGUUAAGGGUGUGGGGAGAUUCAGGGGCGGUAUAGCCAGUAAUUUCUUGCUCGUAGAGAUUUUGAACCAAAGUGGAAAGCCUGACAACGAGGUUGCGAGAAAGGUGUAUGAGACUCUAGCGGAGAACAGGGGAGUCGUGGUUAGAUUUAGAGGUAAGGAACAUGGCUGUCUGGGCUGUUUGAGGAUAACAGUUGGAACGGAGGAUGAGGUAACCAGAUUCCUGGGACAAGUUGGUGGGGUUAUAGAGCAGGUUUGGAAGGGUGAGGGUGAGAAGGUAGAAAGUGUCGAGGAGGAGCAGAAGAAGGAAGCGGAAGCGAAUAAUAUCUUGGCAUAG
This is a messenger RNA of Sclerotinia sclerotiorum 1980 UF-70, 1281 nucleotides long. RefSeq lists its product as hypothetical. Gene Ontology annotation, molecular function: L-histidinol-phosphate:2-oxoglutarate transaminase activity; pyridoxal phosphate binding. Gene Ontology annotation, biological process: L-histidine biosynthetic process. The transcript is spliced from 2 exons. Bases 1 to 1281 code for a protein of 426 amino acids. NCBI's taxonomy places the organism in Eukaryota, Fungi, Ascomycota, Leotiomycetes, Helotiales, Sclerotiniaceae. The record is from RefSeq and is a predicted model, not a curated record.